UCCUCAAGAACACAAAGCUGUGCAUAUCUCAUCGGUCUCUUCUGUUUUGGUACAUCAACGCACAGAAAUGUCCACGAAUCUCAUGACCUAUCUGAGAUGGAAUCAUUGCAACCUACGUCUUCCAGCACGGAACCACAGGCCACCUCAAAGACAUCCAUUCGAAGCAAGACCUGGUACAUUCUCAGCAAGCCUUUCGUCGGUUAUCGAAGUCUCAAACGACGAAGUCGCUUUCACGGCUGGCAAUGGGGUGUCGUAGCUGGCAUCUUCGCCUGUACCUUUGUGCUUUUUAUGAGUAUUGCUUUCAUGAUAAUCGGUCUCACAGCCAAAAUGAGCAAUCAAGGUGGCAUUGCGACACUCCUCGCGGGUAAUGAAGACCAAGUUUCACGGGCGAGCACUGCUCUACAUGUCAUAAUCCACGUUCUUAGCACCUUACUACUGAGCGCUAGCAACUAUACUAUGCAAGUCCUCUCUUCGCCCACCAGAGCCGAGUGUAUCAAAGCGCAUGAAAGAGGCAGUUAGCUAGACGUCGGCAUACCCAGCCUCCGGAACGUUGGAUCCAUUUCGCGUCGUAGAAGAGUUCUUUGGUUUGUACUAGGGCUUUCAUCGGUGCCACUACAUUUAUUCUACAACGCGUCCAUUUUUCAAGUUCUAUCUGACAACGAGUACCGCAUCAAGAUCAUCGAGUACGAUAAUACAGAAUGGAAUUCGUUCGUGAAUGCCACGUAU
Paraphaeosphaeria sporulosa is the source of this 726-nucleotide messenger RNA. RefSeq lists its product as uncharacterized. NCBI's taxonomy places the organism in Eukaryota, Fungi, Ascomycota, Dothideomycetes, Pleosporales, Didymosphaeriaceae. The record is from RefSeq and is a predicted model, not a curated record. The transcript has 2 exons. The annotation marks the transcript as partial.